AUACAAGUAGGGAGGUUCUAUUUCCAAUUUUAUCGUUGAUUUCACAUUUAUGAUGUGGAAUUUUCCAUCUUUCCGACUAGUUUUAUUUUUUCAAACCUUAUCAGUAGUAUGAUAUGUGUAUAUUUCGUUGAUCGUUGAAUUAGUUUUCCUUUAUUGAGUCAUGGGCAGGGAAAAUGCAAUUUGUCUGUUCGACGUGGACGGCACAUUGACGAAACCGAGGCAAGUCAUCGAGGACGAUAUUCUCAAUUUUGUUGUGGAAAAGUUAAAAAACCAAUUCACUAUCGGUCUUGUCGGCGGGUCCGACUACUCGAAAAUUUUGGAGCAGAUGGGCGGUGAAAAAGGUGUAAAGCACUUCGAUUAUAUUUUCUCUGAAAACGGUGUAGUCGCCAGGAAAGAUGGGAAAAUAAUAAACGAGAGCAGUAUUGCCAAACACGUUGGAGAGGAUAAGAUCCAAGCUCUCAUAAAUUUCUGCCUUCGAUACUUGUCCAAUGUGACGUUACCUUUGAAACGAGGCACGUUCAUCGAGUACAGGACCGGUCUCAUCAACGUCUCUCCUGUUGGGAGGUCAUGCAGCCAGAAAGAAAGAGAAGAAUUUUAUCUUUACGAUCAGGAACAUCACAUACGGGAUCAGUUUAAAAAAGAGCUCGAAAAAGAAUUUUCAGAUUACGAUCUUAAAUUUUCUAUCGGGGGACAGAUAAGCCUCGAUGUAUUUCCAGUUGGAUGGGACAAGACUUACUGCUUGCAAUUCCUUGAGCAGUUUGACACUAUUUAUUUCUUCGGCGACAAAACACAAGAAGGUGGUAAUGAUUUUGAAAUUUUCAAUGACCAAAGAGUUGUCGGCCACUCGGUUACUGGGCCAAACCACACCUUGAAACUACUAGAAGAUUUGUUAAAACAAUCUCAUUAAAAAAUAAAAUGUUUAUGUUGACUUCGGUAUAAAUAUAUAUUUACUUAUUGUCCAUCCUUAAUUGUAUAAAUAUAA
This is a messenger RNA of Cimex lectularius (bed bug), 982 nucleotides long. It is a transcript of the gene Pmm2, whose product is annotated as phosphomannomutase 2. Gene Ontology annotation, molecular function: phosphomannomutase activity. The record is from RefSeq and is a predicted model, not a curated record. Gene Ontology annotation, cellular component: cytosol. NCBI's taxonomy places the organism in Eukaryota, Metazoa, Arthropoda, Insecta, Hemiptera, Cimicidae. The transcript has a single exon. Gene Ontology annotation, biological process: GDP-mannose biosynthetic process; mannose metabolic process; protein N-linked glycosylation. The coding region runs from base 161 to 907 and encodes 248 amino acids.